Messenger RNA from Exophiala aquamarina CBS 119918, 5175 nucleotides. RefSeq lists its product as uncharacterized. Lineage: Eukaryota; Fungi; Ascomycota; Eurotiomycetes; Chaetothyriales; Herpotrichiellaceae. The transcript has a single exon. Gene Ontology annotation, cellular component: nucleus. Bases 1 to 5175 code for a protein of 1724 amino acids. Gene Ontology annotation, biological process: positive regulation of transcription by RNA polymerase II. The record is from RefSeq and is a predicted model, not a curated record. Gene Ontology annotation, molecular function: ATP hydrolysis activity; ATP binding; histone binding.
AUGCGUGGCGCAAAGCGAACUCUUGCGGAGAUCGUCGCCCACGAGGACUCGGACGACGAUGAUUACGAUGACCAGGCCCCCGGACCGUCAAAGUCUCGAUCCUCUAGAACUAAGCAAGGUCGUGUGCCAGUCCGCAAAAAGCCACGAAGGAAGUAUUCAGGCUCUGACAUCGAGAGUGACGGUGAAGAGCUCGACUCUGAAGAGGAUUCAUUUCAGGAAGAGUCCGACGAUGAUGACAUAGAAACAAACGAAAGAGGACGCCCUGUGCGGAAAACUGCGAAGAAGGUUGUCAAAUAUGAGGAGGACGAGACUGAUGAAGACGAAAUUGCCAAAUCAACUUCGGGAGAGCCCCAGACACCCCCUCCAACUGCUCAGCGUAAGAAGCUAAUCAUCAAACUCAAGACGACGCCAGCUGCUAACCGACCAAUUCGCUCGACGAGGACGAGGAGUGGUAGUUACGCUGGCAAGCAGGGCUUGACUUCUCCAUCUACUGCUCAUCCGACUGGCACAAGGAGGAGUAGUCGACUGUCACAUGAUGAAGAAGAGCCUGUGAUUGCCCUAACGAACUCAGGGAACCACGUGGAGGUCAUUCGGGCGGGCUCUCGUGACCCUGAAGAUAUUCACCCUAGAGCCGUUAAGGGCGGAAAGGGCCUGAAAUAUCCAUCGAAGAGCACUAUCGACGAAGAGCCAGAAUCCUUACCGAAAGACGAUGAGGGCGUAGAGGAGGACAGUGAAGAAGAGCUGGAGAUCAAAGCUUCCCAGCAUGAGCUUCUUGACAGCGACAUUCCCGCGCCAGAUAAUGACCAACAGAUUCCUCAAGUAGUUUCCGACCUCAUGGAAAUGACUGGCGUCGAGAGCGGUGAUGAACUUGCUCUCAACGAAUCUACCGGCGCAGAGGCAAGUCAAGAAAAGGAAGACCAUGAUGAGGAAGACGAAGACGACGUGCAGCCUCGGGGACGGCCUACACGCGCGUCGACCAAAGCACGGGCUCACUCUCCACCGCCAGACCUUGAGGAAGAUCCAGCACACCUUCGUGUCCGAAAUCUUCGAAGCCGUGCUAAGGACGGUGCUUCUGGGAGUCGACGGCGGAAAGCGCAGGACGAAAGCAGCGAUUUUGAUCCUGACGAGAACCAAGAAAACCAGGACGAAAUGUCAAGUUCUGGGGAAUCCGAUGCUUCACCCCGCAAGACAAAUCGUGGAGACGGAGAAUAUGAUAGCAGCAACAACGGCAGGCGUUCGACACGUCUGCGGAGCAAGGCUGCAUCCCGUCAGCGAUCUGACGCCAGUGAUCAAGAUCUCGCUGCAGAGGUUGCAGAUCUCAAAAGACCUGGUCGAAAAGCAAGGCGCGAACGUGAGGAAAUUAUAUUCGAGCCACGUGGCCGUCGAGGUGGGAAGAAGCCAAACUACGAUCUGCUUCGUAGUCUAGCACCGAUUGAGGAUGAGGAUGGUCCUGCAGCACCAUCACCUUCCCAGAGAGCACGCAAGCCCGGUGCCGGCAGCUGGCAGAGAAGCCUCUUCAAUACCUACGGGCCUUUCGGCGGAGGGGGGGGUGCUGCACCUGUUCUUGGCGGUCCUGGCUUUCGAGCACAGGGCGGAGUGGAUUCCGACAGCAGCGACGAUGAAGGUAUGAAACAACCAGGAGGCAUGGGUGGCACCGUUGGUAUGACUCCUACAACUGCUACUCCUUUCAAUGCUUUCCCCCAAACACACAAUGCAGAUCCAGCUCAAGCAACUGCUGGUACUCCUGCAAACCUCGGUAAGAUCAAGGACAGGCAGGCUCUUGCGGACGCAGAUCCAUUGGGAGUGGAUCAGAAUGUCAACUUUGAUAGUGUAGGGGGGUUGCAAGGCCACAUUGAUCAGCUGAAAGAAAUGGUUGCUCUGCCCCUCCUCUAUCCUGAAAUUUUCCUACGCUUCAAAAUUACUCCUCCCCGUGGUGUGUUGUUCCACGGUCCGCCCGGAACAGGGAAGACUUUACUUGCUCGAGCUUUGGCGACGAGUGUCAGCUCACAGGGCCGGAAAGUCACUUUCUAUAUGCGCAAAGGUGCUGACGCACUGAGCAAGUGGGUGGGAGAAGCCGAGAGACAAUUACGCCUGCUCUUUGAGGAGGCUAGGAAGAACCAGCCGAGUAUUAUCUUCUUUGACGAAAUCGAUGGCCUGGCACCUGUCCGAUCUAGCAAACAAGAACAAAUUCAUGCCUCGAUUGUUUCAACACUUCUUGCUCUGAUGGAUGGCAUGGAUGGACGAGGACAGGUUAUCGUCAUUGGCGCAACCAACCGCCCUGACUCAAUAGAUCCUGCUCUUCGCCGUCCUGGCCGCUUCGACCGCGAGUUCUAUUUCCCCCUGCCUGGCACCGAAGCCCGACGCGCAAUCAUUGACAUUCACACCAAAGGGUGGAAGCCCGAGCUUGAUUCUGCUAUAAAAGAUGAACUGGCUGAGCUAACCAAGGGUUACGGGGGAGCAGAUUUGCGAGCCCUCUGUACCGAAGCCGCCUUGAACGCGGUCCAACGACGGUAUCCGCAAAUCUACAGCUCGGUUGAGAAACUCAAGAUUGACCCUCAGACGAUUGACGUUACACCGAAGGACUUUAUGAUUUCCAUCAAGAAAAUGACGCCCUCAUCCGAAAGAUCCACUUCUUCCGGUGCCUCUCCACUUCCCGAAAGCGUUGCGCCUUUGCUUCAGAAAAACUAUGAACAAAUCAAAGCGUUGCUCUCAGAAAUCUUACCACAAAAGAAGAUCUUAACGGCUCUUGAAGAGGCUCAAUUCGAAGACGGAUACGAUAACCAAGGAUUCGGCAAGGAGAAGAUGCAGCAAAGGUUUGAAACUUCAAGGGUAUUCCGGCCUCGACUCCUCAUCCAAGGCAAGAUCGGGAUGGGACAGCAGUAUCUAGCAGCUGCUUUGCUGAAUCAUUUUGAAGGCCUUCAUGUUCAGGCAUUCGACCUACCGACGCUGUUGAGCGACAACACAAGUACUCCCGAGGCCACCGUCAUCCGGCUUUUUACUGAGGUCAAGAUGCACAAACCUAGUGUAAUCUAUAUCCCUAAUGUACAGGACUGGUAUAGUACAGUGGGAGGCACGGUCAUCUCCACCUUUCUCGGAUUGCUAAGGUCAAUUAAGCCAACAGACCCCGUUCUUCUCUUAGGUCUCGUUGAAGGUGACCAGGACGAAAUUGAUGAUAGCAUGCGUCGUGAGCUAUUCGGCUACUCUAAACGCAAUCAAUACCAGCUGAAAGAGCCCGGCCACCCUGAGCGGCUUGCGUUCUUUCAAACGUUAAAAGACUACAUAGGAACCGCGCCGUCCGAUUUUCCCAACCCUGCCAACCGCAAGAAGCGGCAGCUCGAGAAAUUAGAUCCUGCACCCCCAGAGCCUGAGAAGCCAGCCCCACCGCCCUCGAAGGAAGAAGUCAAGCUUCAGAAAAAGAAGGACCGCCAGACUCUCAACAUGCUCAAGAUCCGACUGCAACCAAUAAUGGAUCAGAUACGAACCAGACAUAAAAAGUUUCGUACUGGUGUGAUCGAAGAGAGUCAAAUCCGCUACCUCUUUGACGAGGCAGAUCCUGGCACAGUAACUUCUGAUCUUCAACAUGAGGUCCUUGCCCGAGCAUCAUUUAGGCCUUUUGAGAAAGGCACAGACCCUCAUGGUGUGACGGUUCUAGUUGACCAAGCCAACGGCAAUUACUAUUAUAACCUCGACUCUGUAACCAUCGAGAAGCGACUGAGCAAUGGUUAUUACAAGAGACCAAAAGACUUCCUUGCUGACAUCAAGCGUCUGGAAAAGGAUGCAAAGGCCAUUGGAGACGAAGAUCGGCAUCUGAAAGCCAAAGAGCUGUUAGCCAACGUUGAGGUUGAUAUAGGUUCGAUUGAAUUUGGUGAGCCGGCGUUCGCCGCUGAGUGUGAACGGGUUUAUCAACGAGAGCUCGCCAGAGAGAAGGAAGCCUUGAGAUUACUACAAGCCGAAAAUGAGCAGAACCGGGGUAUGCCACCACCACAGAUAGUCUCGAAUGUACCUCACGGAAACUCCGGCCCGUCCGUCACGACCACUUCAACGACCGGCCCCAUACAACUUGGGGAGCCCAUGAUACAACAUCAUGAUUUUGCGGCUAGCUUGUUACCGACUCAGUUCUCGGCUGGCGAAUCUAAUGGCUCAGCGAUGACCAACGGAAUACACCACGAGUAUGAUCAAGAUCAAGCCCAUGAGGAUUUGACAAAUGGUUCCGGCUCCAGCCAUGGCGUUCAGGUUGGCGAAGACACUCCAAUGGGAGGAACGGAAGCCAAUCCUCAUGAAUCAAAUGAGAAGAGCAAUGAAACGCAGCAGUCUCAGACUUCCAGCUCGUAUGGCAACCGCGGAUCUGCACAGCCGCGCCCUUUCCAUUCGUACACGGCGCCGUCACAGCAAUUGAUGAAGGAAUCAGGAAUGUCUGCACCUCGUUCCCAGACAGGUCCCUUCACACCUAUGCCAGCUGGGAGCAUAGCCGCAGAGUUUCAAAACGACGCUAGUACCACGCAAUCGUCGGACAAGAGGUUGUCGUCUGGCGACAGAGAACAAGUGAAUACCCAGGAAUCAGGCCCCAAUUUCUAUCUACUGGAGGAGCGCCGGUCAGCAGAUGCAGGCAGUGAUAUCCCAGACACCCAAGGUACGCGAGGUUUCCCGUUCGUCCCUAAACGUCCCUUUGCAGCCAUGAGCACCAGGGAAUUAUUUAACCUAACCCUGAAAGCAGAUAACCCUUCGUACUCACAAGGAUCGCCUAGCAACAAUACCAAUGCCAGUCACCUUCGCCCAAUAGGUCUAGCAGCAUCUCCACAUGCUCAGGAAAAGCAGACUCAGCCCCCAGUGCCGGCAUUUGAUGCCCAUCCCACGGUGCAGCCCUCUCAUCGGCCAACUUCACAGAUUCAGGAUCUCCUUAAUCCAUCGCCACAGCCGAACCUGAUUCAGGUAGAACAACGCAGUCUAGACAAUUUCCACCAGGACGUUGCAGACAAGACUAGUGGUCUUAGCGUGGAGCAACUUGAACAGGUCAAUAGCGUGCUAAUGGACACAUUGUGGCAGACGAGAGGAGAAUGGGACCGAGGAAAGGUGCUCUCGGAAGUCGGUAAAGCGUUCAAUGAUGUGAUGUUAGACAUGCAAGAAUCCGGGCAGGAGUUUGGCCCAAGCAGUUGGGGGCGGAAGACCCAAGCAUAG